UGUUUAAUAAUCAUCCUAGUGUUAUAGAGCUUUGAAUUGCAUUUCCUAGCUUUUGAAGAUGAGGACUCACAAUCUUCGUCCAUUGUUAGGCAUUGCGCUGCUGGGAUUCUGCAUUUUAGGUAUUUGUGAAGGAGGUAGCCUGAGAAAAAAUUUCUACAGAAGCAGCUGUCCGCGUGCGGAGGAGAUCGUUAAGACUGUCGUUUGGAAACGAGUCGCUAGCGAUUCUGGGCUGCCUGCUGCGCUUGUUAGGUUGCAUUUCCACGAUUGCUUUGUUAGGGGUUGCGAUGCAUCGGUGUUACUGAACUCAACCCAAAAUAACCAAGCUGAGAAGGAUGCAGCUCCCAACUUAACUUUGGAUGGUCUCGAUGUCAUCGAUGAGGUUAAGACUGAAGUGGAGAAAACUUGCCCAGGAGUUGUUUCCUGUGCCGAUAUCAUUGCUCUGGCUGCCAGAGACUCGGUUGCUUUCCAAUUCAAGAAGUCAAUGUGGGAGGUGCUUACGGGUAGAAGAGACGGCACCGUGUCACGGGCCUCCGAUGCACUCGCUAACAUCCCUGCUCCCACUUUUAACUUUACAACUUUGAAGAGCAACUUCGCUAGCAAAGGACUCACUGUUCACGAUCUUGUGGUAUUAUCUGGCGCACAUACAAUCGGACAGGGACAUUGCAACGCCUUCAGCAACAGGCUGUACAACUUCACAGGAAAGGGAGAUGCAGAUCCCUCUCUCGACCCAGAAUACGCAGCUUUCUUGAGAACUCAAUGCAAGAGCCUUUCAGACAACACAACUCAAGUGUUCAUGGACCCCAACAGUGGAGUCUCAUUCGAUAGCCAUUACUAUGCCGUUGUAAAGCAAAACAAGGGUCUCUUCCAAUCUGAUGCUGCUCUUCUCACCAACAAGAUCUCAAGCAAAAUUGUCACCGAAUUGCUCAACCAAAAUAAAUUCUUCACAGAGUUCGCACAGUCGAUGGAGAGGAUGGGAGCCAUUGAAGUUCUUACUGGAAGUUCUGGAGAGAUUAGAAAGAACUGUGCGGUUGUCAACUCUUAAUUAAGUUCUGUAACUCCAAGCUUGUGGUGGCAUAAAUGUUUCCCAUCGAUCGUCUUUGUGAUUUUUAUUUCUUUAUUACUUUUUCCUUCUCAAGAAUAACUGACUCGGAUGAGAAGCCAAUAUUCCCUCUUCCCAAACAUCUCAGAUUUUCCCUAUAAUUAAUUAAUUAAAUUUCAAUAAUAGAUACAGGUGGGUCUUUCCGA
Nelumbo nucifera (sacred lotus) is the source of this 1245-nucleotide messenger RNA. RefSeq names its product peroxidase 3-like. Lineage: Eukaryota; Viridiplantae; Streptophyta; Magnoliopsida; Proteales; Nelumbonaceae. The record is from RefSeq and is a predicted model, not a curated record. Gene Ontology annotation, biological process: hydrogen peroxide catabolic process; response to oxidative stress. Gene Ontology annotation, molecular function: peroxidase activity; heme binding.